AUGCGCCCCCAUACGCUUUGUACGCCACUUCGAGCCAACUGGCAAGUGGCUGGUCACCUCACCAAUACUCUAUGGUGGCCUGCUCGCGAAGAAACAACGACCGUCCUUCUGUUCAUUCCUGGCAAUCCGGGUCUCAUUGAAUACUAUGCUGAAUUCCUCGAACGCAUUCAUGAGCAAGCUUCGCCCAAUCUUGAAAUCUUUGCAGUGUCUCACUUGGGCGUAUCCACGGGUGAUGAUCCAAACGCGCUCUAUUCGUUCCAAGACCAGAUUGACCACAAGAUCGAGUGCUUCGAUAUAUUGAAGAAGCGUUAUUCAGCUGAUGAUACCAAAUUUGUGCUGAUGGGGCACUCGAUCGGCGCUUACCUUGCAGUGGAAGUGUUCAAGCAACGGCAUGCAUUUAACAUUGAUCGUUUGAUUGCCCUCUUUCCAUGCUUGUAUGACAUUGCUCUCACACCCAAUGGGAUGCAUUUCACGCGCCUAUUUAACAAGCUACCCAUCGGUGUCGUCUCUACUAUGGCAAGCGCCCUCUCGUACAUCUCACCGCCUAUUCUUGAACGCUUGAUUCGCCUCUUGACAGGACAACAAGGUCACUCUGUCAAAGUGACAGCUUCAUUGUUGAAUGGUCCUUUUGUACGAUCCGUGCUAAGAAUGGCUCAACAAGAAAUGGAAAAUGUGCAACAACUCGACCACGACUUUUACACUACGCAUCUCGACAAGUUCAUCAUCUACUAUUCUGAAAACGACCAGUGGGCACCCAUUGAACAAUACAAGUACAUGAAACAAUCCUAUCCUGAACAUGAGCAUCUUUAUUUGUGUGAGGAAAGAUUGCCGCACAGCUUUAUCCUAGAUCCUGGUGCAACACAAUACAUGGCGAAUAAGGUUGUCCAUUGGUUGGAUGGCAGCAACAGCAACAGCAACAACAAGGAGUAA
Molecule: messenger RNA, 930 nt
Organism: Lichtheimia ornata
Lineage: Eukaryota; Fungi; Mucoromycota; Mucoromycetes; Mucorales; Lichtheimiaceae
Exons: 5
Coding region: 1-930 (309 amino acids)
Biological process (GO): lipid storage
Cellular component (GO): lipid droplet
Molecular function (GO): lipase activity
Source: RefSeq, a predicted model, not a curated record